Molecule: messenger RNA, 750 nt
Organism: Pogonomyrmex barbatus (red harvester ant)
Lineage: Eukaryota; Metazoa; Arthropoda; Insecta; Hymenoptera; Formicidae
Product: large ribosomal subunit protein uL5
Biological process (GO): translation
Cellular component (GO): ribosome
Molecular function (GO): structural constituent of ribosome
Source: RefSeq, a predicted model, not a curated record
UCCACGCCAGCGAUACACGACUCAUUGUAGAACAGGCCUAUGUGAAACUUUGGUUUUUGCGAUCCUUGAUUUCUCAACAUGGCGGACUCAAAGAAAGCGUCCGAAAAGAAGAUUGAGAAAAAGAUCGAAAAGAAGACUGAAAAAACCGUUAAAAAGGUAAAAAAAGAGCCAAAAGAUGCAUCGAAAAAUAUAAUGCGGGAAGUACGAAUCCGCAAAUUAUGUUUAAAUAUUUGUGUGGGCGAAUCUGGUGAUCGCUUGACACGUGCAGCUAAGGUGUUGGAACAAUUAACUGGUCAACAACCUGUAUUCUCUAAGGCACGAUAUACAGUACGAUCCUUUGGUAUUCGUCGUAAUGAAAAAAUAGCUGUGCAUUGUACUGUUCGUGGUGCUAAAGCUGAAGAGAUCCUCGAACGUGGCUUAAAGGUACGUGAAUAUGAGUUGAGAAAAGAAAAUUUCUCUGGUACUGGAAACUUUGGUUUUGGCAUUCAGGAACACAUUGACUUGGGAAUUAAAUAUGAUCCCAGCAUCGGUAUUUAUGGUUUAGAUUUCUACGUUGUACUAGGACGUCCAGGAUUUAACGUAGCCCAUAGAAGAAGAAAAACCGGUAAGGUCGGCUUCCAACAUCGACUUACCAAAGAAGAUGCUAUCAAGUGGUUUCAACAAAAGUACGAUGGUAUUAUUAUAACAGGAAGAAAAUAAAAAUACAUAUGUAUUUUUUAUUGUAUGUCUUAGUAAAUAAGUUAACAAAAA